Messenger RNA from Rhipicephalus sanguineus (brown dog tick), 1128 nucleotides. RefSeq lists its product as uncharacterized. The transcript is spliced from 2 exons. The coding region runs from base 1 to 1128 and encodes 375 amino acids. The record is from RefSeq and is a predicted model, not a curated record. NCBI's taxonomy places the organism in Eukaryota, Metazoa, Arthropoda, Arachnida, Ixodida, Ixodidae.
AUGGCGCGCGUGCUGAAAGCGUUCGUGUUGUGGAACGCCGUUUCGCUGUUGUGGUGCUGCGGCGGCAACCUGGUCGGCCUACGGUACCCGCCUAAAUGGCUCUACUACACCAACAUUCUGUAUGAUUUCUAUCGGACGUACGAGACCAGCGGCGACAGCUCCGUUGCGGCUCCCCUGAGUGUGCAUGUCGAAGGCAGCCGAAUGUCUGAGGGUCGCACAACAGGCGAAGUCACUGCCCAGUCCCUGUUCAAAUCUGCGGAAACCACAAUCAAGACGAGGUCACAGGCUCUCGGCCCCAAGUUGCGGCGCCAACCUGUGGAUCCUGCUGAAGACUGCACCAACACUAUUCUCCUAGCAGGGACCAUGACAGCGAAAUCAGGCGGCCGUACGCGGAGACACUCCGUGGCCACCGCUGAAGACGGCACCACCACAAUAGCAGGAAAAAAGUCCGGCAAGACUGGUGGGCGUUUGCGGCGGCAGUCUCGGGGUCCCGCUGAAGACUGCACCACCACCAUCCUACCGGCGAUGUCGAAGUCCAGCAAAAUGAGUGGCCGUUCGCGGAAGCAGUCGGUGGCCGGCGUGGGACGCGCGAACGUGACGGCAAAGGCUGUCAAACCACCGGCAGCCACGUCGAAAGUGCAGCCCGUUACAACCACUGCAGCUUCCAGGAUUCGCAAGCCAGCCACUCAGGGGUCCCGUCGACAGUCCAUCUUUGGCGCCAGUGGUAUCCAGACUGACGGCAAAAAAUCUCGGCGGCAGUCCAUCGGCGCCGCUGCUGGAGCGAGUGCCACGGCGGACACGACACGGAAGUCGGGUUCGAGGCGGCAAUCUGUGGAUGCUGGGACCCUUGGUCGUAGCAGCGUUGGUUCCACGCCUCCGCUUCAGACGUCGCGGAGGCAGUCUGCCGCAGGCGCCACCGCACCGGCAGUAGCGCAACUGGUCGCCGCCAGAAAGGCUCGCCGCAGAUCCCUAAGGAGUGAAGACGCUGCCGGCAUCGCCGCUUUUGCCGCGUCCAAGAAGCCUACAGGGCAGUCCCGCCGGCAGUCUAUCACCGCCGUGGAAACCAAGGAUGCGUUACAACCGUCCGACACGUCUCCACUGUGCCCUGGUAGCGAGGACAGGCUAUAA